GAAUGCGUGUGCAACUGCCAAAGCGGCAAAGGUUGGGGGGGGAGGAGACAGGUAAACACGGCAGCAUGGAAAGUCCAAGGAGGACUCCAACAAAGCACAGUAGCGCCUGACUGCAAGACCUGCUUACCUCACUUUGCCAACCAACAAGAAAGUGAAAGAAGACCCGACCAGGCUGCACGGAGGACAACGCUGACAGAAAAACGUGCAGACAUCAGCGGGGAGAGCAAGCAACAGGACCUCGCAGCGUGCCUGAGAGAGUGUGUGUGUGUGUGUGUGUGAGUGUGGGUGUGUUUGUGCGCGUGUGCGCGCUCACCAGCAACAACAAUGUUGAUGAAAGAAUACCGAAUAUGCAUGCCACUCACCGUGGAUGAGUACAGGAUCGGGCAGCUGUACAUGAUCAGCAAGCACAGCUGCGAGCAGAGCGGUGGGGGAGAAGGGGUGGUGGUGGUGAAGAACGAGUCAGACAUUCACCCCCAACACGGCCCGGGACAGAUGACGGAGAAGCGAAUCUACCUCAGCAGCAAACUUCCAGCCUGGGCCAAGACCUUUGCCCCGCGCUUCUUCUACUUGACAGAAAAGGCCUGGAAUUUUUACCCGUACACCAUCACAGAGUACUCAGCAUCCUUUCUCCCCAAGUUCAGCAUCCGUAUCGAGACACGAUUCGAGAACAACAACGGCGGCAAUGACAACGUAUUCGGGGACACGCCGACACCCGCAGAGAAUGUGGCUUUCUUGGACAUCCUGCGCGACCCCAUCCCUGACAAGAACUACAAAGAGUCAGAGGAUCUCUCUCGCUGGCAGUCCAGCAAAACGAAGAGAGGGCCCCUGGAGGAGGGCUGGAGGAACGACCACCAGCCCAUCAUGUGCUCCUACAAGAGGGUGCAGUGCAGCUUCGAGGUGUACGGCCUCCAGACCAAGACGGAGGAGUUCAUACACAAAAACAUCCGGGACAUCCUGCUGGUGGGCCACAGGCAAGCAGUGGCGUGGUUGGACGAAUGGCACGGACUAAGUUUGGAGGAGGUGAGAGAUUACGAACGGGAGAUGCAAGAUAAAACCAACAGCAAAGUCAAACCACACGCAGGGGCUCCCACCCCCCGCGCCCCCGUCUUCUCUCGCUCCAUGUCGGUGACGGAUGAGCAUUCCCUCAAGAAGAUGACGGCUUCUGCAUCGCCCGCCCCCUCGGCGAGCUCCACCGUGCAGAAGGGCCCCGUCCGUCUUAACUCCAACCCUGAAUGACGUCACACACACACACACACACACACACAUUAUGCAUGAUCCCUGACAAAUUAAGGACAACGUCAAAAGUGGGAAAGAUACUCCUCAAGAUCUCACUUUCAACUUCAUUCCUUCUUCCGUCUUCUUUGGCCCAACUUAGCAAACAUUAACAACAACAACAGCAACUAUGUAAGUAUCUUAUUUAUUUUGAUCCGGCCCAGCACACAUAUCCAUAAAGAUCGUAACCCUAGGGUGUCCAAAGUGUGGCCCCUGGGGCCAUUUGCGGCACAUGGCUGUUUUUUUUAUUGGCCCGCACCACAUUCUUAAACUAAAAAAGGAAAAAAAUGGAAAAAUCUGCAGUAAUUUUAUGAGAAUAUAUUAGGAAGAAAAGAAAAAGUUGUAAUUUUACAAGAAUAAUAUAUUUUGAGAAAAAAUAGCCGCAUUUUAGUAGCAUAAAGUUGAAAUAUCAAAGAAAAAAGAUGUUUUUUUUAAGCCAUAAUAAAACAAACAAACUAAACAACAAAUAAAGUAAUUUUUUUGUAAAAUUGGUUUUCAGAAAAAAUUAUAAUGCAGCAAGAAUAAAGUCAAAAUAUUAUGGGAACAAAUGAAACAAACAAUGAAAUAGUUGUAUGUUUUUUUUUAAAAAAACUGCAGAAAUGGAAGAAACAGCUGGAAUUUUACAAGAAUAAAUUGAUAAUAUUAUGAGGAAAAAUACUAUUUGUUACCAUAGAGUUGAAAUAAUUAAAUUAAAAAGUAUGUUAUGAGUCAUAAUAUUCUAAGAAACAAACAAAAAAAAUAAAGUUGUCAUGUUUGGAAAAUUAAGUUGGGGGAAAAGUUAUAAUAUUAUUGGAAUUAAGUGUUCUCAUAAUAUUACCGAAAGAACAUUUGCAAACCUUAUUUAAGAAGGAAAUAUAGAAAAUAUUUGGAAAACUAAAAAAAAAAAAAGGAAAAAUGUGCAGUAAUUAAAUGGUAGAUAAAAGAAAAAGUUGUGACCUAUCAUGAAAAAGUUGUAAUUUUACAAGAAUGAAGUGAUAUGAGGAAAAAGUUUAGUAGUGUAGAGUUGAAAUAAUUAAAGAAAAAAAAGUUUGUUUGUUUCAAGUUGCAAUUUUGCUAAGUCAUAAAUAGGAGACGUAAAUUUAUAAUAAGAAAGUUGAAAUAGUUGUAGAAUAAAAAUAAAACAACUUCAGAAAUAGAAAAAGCAAAAGGAAUUUUACAAAAAAAAGUCAAAAUAGGAGAAAAUAGUCAUAUUCUAACAAGAAAAAAGUCAAAAUUGUACAAGAAUAAAUUUUUAAUAUGAGGAGAAAUAUUAUCAUGUUAGUAGCAUAGAGUUGAAAUAAUUAAAGAAAAGAAUAUUAAAAAAAAAUGUUAAAACAAAAUAAAGUUGCAAUUUUUGGACAAUUGAGUUGGGGGAAAAUGUAUAAUAUUAUGAGACUAAAGAGAUAUAUUAUAAUAUAAUUAUCAUAUAUACGCGUAUUAAUUGAAAAUUUAUUAACCUUAUUUUAAGAAGAAAGAUAACAUUUUAAUAACCAACAGCAAAAAUGUGGAAAACAGAAGUUGAUAUUAAUAAUGUGUUCACCUACAAAAAAAAAAAAGCUGAGAUGCGCUUUUUUUCUUGAAAUAUAUACUGUAUAACUUGUUAGCAUAUGGCUUUACAAAAUCAAAGUGGCAAAGUUACAGCCUUUCAUUUUUUACUAUGUGGCCCUCACUGGUAGAGAAACCUUUGGACACCCCUUAAUCUUACCUAAGAUUUCACACAAAGCUUGUAAAAUAGACUUUAAAGAGCGCUGUUGUCUCACACAAGCCAAAAGUCCGACCUCAGUUUACAUACACCGGCCUUUUCGUACAACUCGCUUUUUGACGAACAUUUUUGCAGACGUUUCCGAUUUCGCCAAGAUGUAUGGCAAGUCAAGACGAAGAAAGAAGAAAUCCAGGAAGCUAACGUUGCUAAAGGGCAAAGGUGUUCCGAAGCAGAGACCACAACCGAUGGAAGAUGUUGAGAAGUUGGGUUUUUUUGUGUAGAUUUCUGCCUCUUUUUCACCUACCUUCCUUCCUCUCCGCUUUUCACCAUUUUGCCAACAAGUCAUCAAAGGUAAAAGUGAUGUUAAAUGUUCAUUUAUCCAUUUUAUUAGAUCCAUUUUUUUUGUUAAUAGGGUUAGUUUUCUGGAGCGGGUUCAUUGGAUUGACAUUAUUUCUUAAGGGAAAACUUUGCUUUGCUUUUGGUACAUUUUGGUUUUUGCAGGACUUUUUGGAAUAGACUCAUCUUUGUGCAUGCUUUUUGCUGCCAUUUUAACACCGGUCUGUGUAUUUGGUCAUGUAGGAGCUCAAAACUUUGGACCGGGACUGCUUAAGAGGGUUUGGAUGGUCACAUUCACAAGAGACAAAAAAACAAGCAGAUUUUGAUUGAACCGAAGCAAACAUGACAAAGUGUGAACGCACCCUAAGCGCACACAGACACAUCAAAGACACACCGAAGACAAAUUAACGCUACGGAAGCUGAAAUAAGUCGCAUUUUUAAGUGUAUGGAUACAAUAAAAUCUACCUGUUUAAAGAAGAAGCUUUUAAUGCCUGACAUGACACCUGGACGCAUCGUGGUGUGUAGAAACAUAUCAGACAUCCGUACCACUAAAAUGUCAUUUUUGUACGCACAAAUAUAAUGGAUGAUGUCAUCUAAUUUGCAUAUCAUUUGCAUAUGAUGUAAAAUGCUGUAGCAAAAAAGCACAACCUCGUAGGAGAGACAAAAAAAUGGAGUAAAAACACCUUAAUUACGUUUAGAACUACAAAUACACUUGAUUCUUGAUUUGUUCAUUUAAAAUUGUCCAUUUCAUGAAAAUAAAAUCACUUUAAUAUGUUAUCUCAAAGUUCUCCCAUCACACGUUGGCUAUUGAGAACUUUCUUAAAAUUAGCACAUUGACCAGUGAACAUCAGAUUAUGCUGUGUUUAUUCUAUGGCUCACGUUAACAAGACUAGGUGUGGUUCGUGAGUAGCACACUCUUCUGGUGAAUAUACUGUAUGUAAUUGCAAUUCAUUUGCAGUCUGGAUGUGUAGAGCUCCACAUCAUUGCUUGUGACUGCCUUUGGGUGAGGCUUACCUGUCAACAGCACCCGCCGCUGCGCAGUGAGAACACAAAAUGCAGAGCAAAUACAUGCUUUCACCGUAUUAUAAAACUCCCCAACAACGCCAGGAAACGUCGCUAUAUUGGUCGCUUUUGAGAAAAUAUGUCAUCAAGGGGGGUUGGAAUGUCGCCAGAUCUAGCCACAAAAUCGCCAAUUUGGCAACACUGGUGACAUGUGCUAUGUUUGACUGUGGAUGGUGUGAACAUGCUCCGGUAAGUUUAAAACACAGCGUGCAGAGACGUCCAAAACUGCUUUCAGGUCUCCCUUGCAAAUGUGCAAUCCUCAUUAUCUGUUGUCAUCAUUUAACACGAGAAUACAACACUGUAACAACACUUAUAGGUCAGAAAAGAGGAAGGGUCAGACAGAGACAGGGUCUAUACAGGCAACUAAUGUGGCUCACGCAGGUACCCUAUACUUGGGAAUUAUACCUCUCAUGACAAUUAACAAAAAAAUUGUCAAAAUGUUGAUACUAUCGAUUAUCGCCGAUAAUUUGUAGCAUAAGUAAUGACCAGCAAAAUUUGUUAUCAUGACAGGCCUAAGGACGCCUUCUCUUUAAGCUGUAAAAUUGGGAGGUCUCGCACCCUUGUCUCGGUACGGUUCAUCACCUUUCUCUUUUGUGUUGUCCAUGUGUUUGUUACAUCGUGUAUCGCUAUCUGGCGCAGCAACUCUGACAUAAACAAACACCACUGCUCCCACGUACUGGGUAUCGGUACGUUUGUAGCAGUUGCAAGAAACACGCGGUGGUUGGUCUCGGGCAGGACUUCUCCAACCGCUCACAGCAGGAUGCUUGCCAAAGAUGGAACUUCUCUUUAUAGCGCUUGAGAACACUUGGAUACAAACCACACCCCCAACCCGACUGAUUACUGUCCACACCAUAUGGGUUCAAACAUGAACGGUACUCAUCCUCCUUUAAUAACAUGAAAACCAUGCAGAAAUGCCAUAUCAGGAAGAGAAAAGGAAGUGUUGUCUCUUCUUUUGUGUGUGACAAAAAUGCUCUUUAUAAGUGUAUUUUCGAGGGUUUUUUUUUUACCAAAUCUAAAAUAGCAGAAUAUAGAAAUAACCCGUGUGCAGUAGAUAUCUUUUUUUUUUUUACUGUUCCGGACCAGCAUAACCAAGGGUGACGCAGCCAAAGUAUGACCUUGGUGGAGGUAAAAGGCAGUGCACUGCAAUGUCAGACCACCAGCAGGGCUCCAGCACUACGCCACAGCCCCCAGCCUGCAGCCCCCAGCUAGAUGCAUGUGGUGUUUAAUAGAGUGGAUCUAAUGAGGAAGGCUGUCAAUGCUAUGGAUCGGCCAAUAGGUCACGCCAGGUGUAUUGGCAUACGGCACUGAAGUGUGGUAUUGGCUCUUUGAGAGCUGGAAAUGGGUCAGGCUGGGGCUAAACUUCAAUUAUGAGUCAAUAAUGUAGCCAUUGACAAGAUGAUCAGCUUCAGACUAAGGGUUCUCUUUCCAGCUGAUGUUGUAUGUGCAUAAACACGAACAUGUAGCAUCAUUUUUUCAUGAAUCAUAUGGGAAAUGUAUCAGGAAAUGACAUGGUGUAUUUCUUCCAAUAAAUGCAAUUUCUUUCCAAUGAUUGGCUGCUGCUGUGAAAUGCGCAUAGAUAGGUGAGAAAAUGGACUCCCGGUCCACAUUAUCA
Molecule: messenger RNA, 5963 nt
Organism: Dunckerocampus dactyliophorus (ringed pipefish)
Lineage: Eukaryota; Metazoa; Chordata; Actinopteri; Syngnathiformes; Syngnathidae
Gene: pitpnc1b
Product: phosphatidylinositol transfer protein cytoplasmic 1b
Exons: 10
Coding region: 325-1236 (303 amino acids)
Biological process (GO): phospholipid transport
Cellular component (GO): cytoplasm
Molecular function (GO): phosphatidylinositol binding; phosphatidylinositol transfer activity
Source: RefSeq, a predicted model, not a curated record